AUACUCAAUAAUUUCUCAAUAAUAAGUAUGAAGAAAUCACCAAAGAUAGAGCCACCCACAUUUAUCCCAAAAACAAAAUAAAAAAGAUAGACCAAAUAUUAUCUGUCUCAAUCCACAACAACAACAUUCACGAUUAUUCAUUCAUUCAUCGUUAUUCAUUGAUCAAAAAACAAUUAACACUUAUGUCUAAUUCAAUUUCCACUACCACCGAAAUUAAUACCCCACUUCUACAACAAAACCACUCAGUACUCCCAAAACAAGAAGACUCAAUUCCACAAAAUGGAACAAUUUCAGGAGCAGUAUUCAAUAUAUCAACAACAAUGGUCGGUGCCGGAAUCAUGUCGAUUCCGGCAACGAUGAAAGUUCUCGGAAUAAUUCCGGGAUUAAUUGUGAUUUUAUCGGUGGCAGUUAUAACAGAUUUAACUGUUGAGUUUAUGUUGAGGUUUACAAGUUCUGGUAAAGCGGUUACUUAUGCGGGUAUGGUGGGUGAGUCUUUUGGUUCUGUUGGAUCUCUUGCUGUUAAGAUUUGUGUUAUUACCACUAAUCUUGGUGUUCUUAUUGUCUAUUUCAUUAUUCUUGGUGAUGUGCUAUGUGGAAAUGAGUUCAACGGUACCACACAUUUAGGUAUUCUACAACAAUGGUUUGGCAUCCACUGGUGGACCUGUCGCGCGUUUGCUCUUCUUAUUGUUGCACUCUUCAUUAUGCUCCCUCUAGUUAUGUUACGCCGUGUAGAUUCACUCAAGUACAGUUCUGCAUUAUCAAUCGCGCUAGCAUUGGUUUUUGUUGUAAUAUGUUCCUCAAUGGCAUUUCAUUCAUUAUGGUCCGGAAAAACACAGUCGGUGAGACUAUUUCCUGAUUUCUCGCAAGUCACUGCCCUUGAUCUUUUCACCACUGUUCCUGUAUUUGUCACAGGCUUUGGAUUUCAUGUUAAUGUUCAUCCCAUUAGAGCAGAGCUUGUAAAACCAUCAGACAUGAGUAUCGCCGUGCGACUUUCGUUAUUAAUCUCCGUUGCCAUUUACUUUGCUAUCGGAUUCUUUGGGUACCUAUUAUUCGGGGACUCAAUCAUGCCGGAUGUGUUGAUAAACUUCGACCAGAACUCCGAUUCGAGUGUUGGUCGAUUGCUAGAUGACAUUAUUCGGCUAAGCUACGCGCUCCAUCUCGCACUUGUGUUUCCUAUCAUGUUCUAUUCCUUGAGGGCCAACAUCGAUGAAUUAUUAUUCUCAAAUAAGCGUCCUUUGGCUUUGGACACCCGAAGAUUUGUGUCACUCACUCUUGUUUUGCUAGCAUUCACAUAUUUUGUGGCUGUGGAAAUUCCAAAUGUUUGGUACUUUUUUCAAUUCUUGGGAUCUACCACCAUUGUUUGCCUCUCAUUCCUCUUCCCUGCUGCAAUCAUUUUAAGGGAUAUGCAUGGUAUAUCAAAAACAAUAGAUCAAGUAAUGGCAACAGUGGUGAUUAUUUUGGCUGUUGGGACAAGUGGAAUUGCUAUAUGGACCAACUUAAAUGGUUCCAGUGCUGAUUAAUUACCAUAAUCUCUAUUACACCAAUGAAUCCUUUUCAAGUUUGAGGUUUCAUGAUGAUUCAGUUCUCACCAAAAGAGUGAUUCUGCUUCUACAAAGAUAUGAAUAAUACUUGUGUAUAUGAAGUUAUGCAAAUAGUGUAUCACAUGAUUUGGUGUACUUGAAUUCUCUUAUUCUUUCAAAUUGUUACAAUGUUAUAUAUUA
Messenger RNA from Trifolium pratense (red clover), 1721 nucleotides. Its product is annotated as amino acid transporter AVT6C-like. The record is from RefSeq and is a predicted model, not a curated record. Gene Ontology annotation, biological process: amino acid transmembrane transport. The coding region runs from base 183 to 1520 and encodes 445 amino acids. The transcript has 5 exons. Gene Ontology annotation, molecular function: amino acid transmembrane transporter activity. Lineage: Eukaryota; Viridiplantae; Streptophyta; Magnoliopsida; Fabales; Fabaceae.